UCCUCAUUCGCACAAAUCCUUUCUCUUUCUAACUCGAUCUGACCCUCUCUCUCUCUUCGCCGAGCUGCCUGUGCGCCUGCUAUUCUCUUCCUGCUUCUUCAUGAUGUCUACCAAAUCUGGCUCGGGCGCACCCUCCACCAGCCCGGCGAUGGAGAAGCCAUCGAAGCCCGACGUUUUACAGGAAUUGGAGGGACACUUCUCUCCUGAUCCGCUACGCGAGAAGGGCGCCUGGACCCCUCGCACCAGAUCUCAGGCGUCUAGCAAGAGCGAUGCCCCCUCGACCACAACGCCACUCAGCUCUCAGACGACGUCUGCACGUGAUACUGCCGACAAGGGCGCGGCGGCGCCUAUCUCCAACCCCCUUGAAAACCCUGCUAGAGACGCGGCGGUGCCUUCGAAUCCCCAACCGAGUAAGUGAUUUUUUUAGGGCCGGUGCUUUUAGACUAUAGGGCUCAGAAUUGAUACCUCCCUUUGCGUCGACCCUUAUAGGCGCCUCGCCUGGCUCAUCGCGUUCUUCCGGACCGACAGUGUCUCCCCCAUCUUCGGACUCGGACGCCGAGGAGGGUGAUUCCAUUAAACUACGGAGAUGGGU
Messenger RNA from Linum trigynum, 592 nucleotides. NCBI's taxonomy places the organism in Eukaryota, Viridiplantae, Streptophyta, Magnoliopsida, Malpighiales, Linaceae. The record is from the annotation of a GenBank genome assembly.